Messenger RNA from Micromonas pusilla CCMP1545, 1743 nucleotides. RefSeq lists its product as uncharacterized. The annotation marks the transcript as partial. Gene Ontology annotation, molecular function: 3'-5' DNA helicase activity; four-way junction helicase activity; ATP binding. The transcript has a single exon. Lineage: Eukaryota; Viridiplantae; Chlorophyta; Mamiellophyceae; Mamiellales; Mamiellaceae. Gene Ontology annotation, biological process: double-strand break repair via homologous recombination; DNA replication. The record is from RefSeq and is a predicted model, not a curated record. Gene Ontology annotation, cellular component: cytoplasm; chromosome; nucleus.
AUGGGGGGAGGGUACGAUCAGCAGUACCAACAGCAGCAGCAGCAGCAGCAGCAGUGGGACGGCCCGCCCGCGGCGCCCGGGGACGCGGCGGCGUCCAUCCCCGAGGUGGACUGCACGUUCGUCGAUCACGAGAUCAAAAAAUGGUCGAAAGAGACGUACGAGUGGUCGAGCGAGUGUCGUGCGGUCCUUCGAAACACGUUCAACGCGCAGGAUUUCCGCGGAAUGCAGCUCGCGACGAUCAACUGCACGCUCGCGAAGCACGACUGCUUGGUGUUGAUGCCCACGGGCGGCGGGAAGUCGCUGUGUUACCAACUCCCGGCGCUCAUCUCGUCCGGCGUCACCGUCGUCAUCUCCCCGCUCGUGUCGCUGAUUCAAGACCAGUUGCAUCAUCUGAGCGAGAUGAACAUCCCGGCCGCGGUGUUGGGCAGCGCGGAGAACGAAGGGCAGGCGGCCCAGGACGCGACGUACUCGCAGCUGUACUCGAACCCUCCCGGGUUGAAGCUGUUGUAUCUCACCCCGGAGAAAGUCGCGCGGUCGCCGAAGCUGAUGCGCGCGCUCGAGACGCUCCACGGCCGCGGGAUGCUGGCUCGAAUCGUCGUCGACGAGGUGCACUGCAUCUCGUCGUGGGGGCACGACUUCAGGAAAGACUACAAAGCGCUUCGGAUAUUGAAAGAUCGGUUCAGGCAGGUCCCGGUGAUUGGCCUCACCGCGACGGCGACGAAACGCGUCCAGGACGACUGCGUGCGGCAGCUCGGUCUGGAGCGGUGCGCGCGAUUUUUUCAGACGUUCAACCGCACGAACAUCAUGUACGAGGUGCGGAAAAAAGGGAAGAAGACCGUGGACGAGAUCAAGGACAUCAUCGCGGAGAAGUUCACGCAGAGGAACGGCAGGGUCGCGUGCGGGAUCGUGUAUUGCUUCUCGCAAAACGACUGCGUCAAGGUGGCGGCGGCGCUGCAUACGAAACCGCGCGCGGACAAGCGGUUUCCGAAAGGCCUCGCCGCGGUGCCGUACCACGCCGGCAUGGGCGAGGAGAGGGAGUACAACCAGCGACAGUGGAGCAACGGGCAGGUGAGCAUCAUAUGCGCCACGGUCGCGUUUGGGAUGGGCAUCAACAAGCCGGACGUUCGGUUCGUGUUUCAUCACUCGAUACCGAAAUCGUUGGAGGCGUAUCAUCAAGAGAGCGGCCGCGCCGGACGCGACGGCGCGAAGAGCUUCUGUUACCUGUACUACUCGUACGGCGACGCGCAAAAGGCGCGGAGCAUGCUCAUGGACAGCGCGAUGAAGGACAACGCGCCGCGGGAGGUGCUGGAUAACAACCUAGGCGCGUUGAACUCGCUCGUCUCGUACUGCGAAAACGUGUGCGAGUGCCGCCGGACGCUUCUUUUAGGUCACUUCAACGAGACGUUCGACUCUCAAAAGUGCGGGCGCAUGUGCGACGCGUGCGUCGCGAAGCACGAGGGCGCGGUGUUCGAGGUUAGGGACGUGACGCGAGAGGCUCUAGGCGCCGCGGACGUCGUCUCCGGCAUCGGCGGCAAAGGCGGAAGCAUGACGCUCAUCAUCGACGUCUUGCGCGGCUCGAAAUCGAUGGCGAUCAAGUCGCAACGGUUAGACCGCGCGCGCGGAUACGGCGCGUGCAGCGCUAUGAAAAAGAGCGACGUCGAGCGGUUGCUGCGGUGGAUGGUGGUAAAUAACUACCUGUACGAGAUCACGACGCGGACGGACAACGGCGGGCCGUACUCGAGC